AUGGCAACACAGAGCAACAAAGACGCUUUCAUGGGUGGAUUAAUGAAUCUCUUUAAAGAACAAUGGCAAGCCGAUGUACUCCUCAAGGCAGGAGACAGUGAUGAUGGUGCUGCUAUCCCCGCCCACAAACUUGUUCUGGCAGGAAGAUCAGAGGUGUUUAAGGAUAUGGUGGAACAAGGCGAGUUCAAGGCUUCAUCUAAGCUAGAGACAAUCACUCUCUCCGAGAUGAAACACGGAGAAGUUGAGGCUUUAGUUGAGUUCAUGUACAGCGUUGAUGGCUCCAUUUCUUGUCGAAGUCUAGGCAAACAUGGUCGGUCACUCUAUCUUGCAGCCGACAAAUAUAAAAUCUUGCAUCUACGUGACCUAUGCAGACACCAUCUGAUACAGUCUCUUGACUCGUCGAAUGCUCUGAGUAUCAUUGAGCUUGCCCAAAUCCCUUUUGACAAAGACCUUCACGAUGCGGCCUUCGCUGCUAUAAACAACAAUUUAAGGCCGAUUGCUAGCUCUGAUGAGUUCAAGUUGUUUGUGGAAAAAUACCCAAAUCUGACUGUGGAGAUAAUGAAGGCUUCUCUUACUUGGGAGGCUAGCCCAAAUCAUAUUCAUCUGGGUGGUAACCGAUACUGUGGUCACUGUGGUUCCUACUGUCGUUUCUGUGGCUACCCCAACGACUAG
Messenger RNA from Microthlaspi erraticum, 672 nucleotides. The record is from the annotation of a GenBank genome assembly. Lineage: Eukaryota; Viridiplantae; Streptophyta; Magnoliopsida; Brassicales; Brassicaceae.